This is a messenger RNA of Carassius gibelio (silver crucian carp), 3328 nucleotides long. RefSeq names its product SIX homeobox 1a (gene six1a). Bases 320 to 1171 code for a protein of 283 amino acids. Gene Ontology annotation, biological process: regulation of transcription by RNA polymerase II. The transcript has 2 exons. Lineage: Eukaryota; Metazoa; Chordata; Actinopteri; Cypriniformes; Cyprinidae. Gene Ontology annotation, molecular function: RNA polymerase II cis-regulatory region sequence-specific DNA binding; DNA-binding transcription factor activity, RNA polymerase II-specific. Gene Ontology annotation, cellular component: nucleus; transcription regulator complex. The record is from RefSeq and is a predicted model, not a curated record.
CUCCGGGGAGGAAACGGAGCGGAUCUGUAGAUGCAGUUCUGCUCUGCUGGCCGGUUUCAGAACAGACUGGGGUGAGCUAAUCACGGAAUGACGCUGUGCUGGGUUUCUCUGUCAUAUAUCCAUAAGGACACACCGCAUCCGAAUCUCACGUGUGCAACCCCGGAGGGUGACAUCCGGAUAAAAAGGCGGCUAUCAAAAUUGGAGCUGCAGCAAGAGAUAAACUCGGCAAGGGGAUUUUUGUCCGAGGACUCAUUUAAGAGGAAUACCUACAGAGCUUUGAAAUAGGAGGGUAUUACGUGGUGGAUUGCACCGGGCCGCAAUGUCAAUCUUGCCCUCUUUCGGCUUUACGCAGGAGCAGGUCGCGUGCGUAUGCGAGGUGCUGCAGCAGGGUGGAAACCUGGAGAGGCUCGGACGUUUCAUUUGGUCCCUGCCAGCCUGUGAUCACCUCCACAAGAACGAAUCUGUGCUGAAAGCGAAGGCCGUGGUGGCCUUCCACCGGGGAAACUUCCGUGAGCUCUACAAGAUCCUGGAGAGCCACCAGUUCUCCGCGCACAACCACCCAAAGCUGCAGCAGCUGUGGCUGAAGGCGCACUACGUGGAGGCGGAAAAGUUGCGGGGCCGCCCGCUGGGCGCUGUGGGCAAAUACCGCGUGCGCAGGAAAUUUCCUUUGCCCCGUACGAUCUGGGACGGCGAGGAGACCAGUUACUGCUUUAAGGAGAAGUCUCGGGGCGUGCUGCGUGAAUGGUACACGCACAAUCCCUAUCCAUCUCCACGGGAGAAGCGGGAGCUGGCGGAGGCAACGGGACUGACCACCACACAGGUCAGCAACUGGUUUAAAAACAGGAGGCAGAGAGACCGGGCAGCUGAGGCAAAAGAGAGAGAAAACAGCGAGAACAACGGCGUUGGCUGUAAGCAGAGCCAGCGGUCUCCGCUCGACGGAGUGAAGUCGCUCAUGUCCAGCUCGGAGGAUGAGUUCUCUCCGCCGCAGAGCCCCGAGCACCACUCCGUGCUUCUACUGCAAGGGAACAUGAACAAUCCAGGGGCUUCCGCAUACCCAAUGCCCGGCCUCGGUGCGCAGCACUCGGUGCAUAGCAUGCAAGGACAUCCGCAUCAGAUCCAGGAUUCACUGUUAGGAUCUCUAACAUCCAGCCUUGUGGAUUUAGGAUCUUAGGACGUCUCGUUCAUACUUUAAGCGACAAGACUUAAAACAAUAAAUAACCAAUAUUUACAGCGCGCAUAUUCUCAUGAUGCACAGGACGUUUGCUGAAGUAAACUAUUCUUUUACAAACGAUUAGGAAAAAGGGAGAAAAUCUAAAUAGUUUCUCUGAGUUUUGGGAAUUUUGAGUAUACUGGAAACUGACCCUUAAGUGCGAAAAAAUGUUAAAACUAGUGAGGCCAAUAUUUAAGAAUAUUCACAUUAUUGCUGGAUACAUAAACCUUUAAUAAUUUAUGAUGUUUUACUCAAAGAUUAAUUUAUAGAAAUUGUUCUGUAUUGGACGGUACGAAUAGCAAGGGUUUUUAAUGAGAAACCAUUGGCUUCAGACAUCUUAAACUAAACUCUAUGGAUGUGGAAACUUUGUUUCGUUCUUUUUUAUGUAGUUUAUAUAUAUCACUUAAUUUUAUUUGUAGGCCUAUAUUUGAAAACAGAGGCUCUCCAACAUUUUUUUUCAUGCAUUGUCCACAGUUUAAGUCAAGUCAACGUUUUGAGCAUUUGUCUUUGACUUGGAAAAGCCUUUUAAUCAAAAAUAAAGAAAAUCAGGAAACUACAAUAAAUAAACGCAAAGGCUCAAAAUAAUAAAAUAUGUCAAUCCACGUGACACGUCCGAGCCGGAAGAGGCCAUGAGCGCGUGAAAAAUGAGAACGCCUGAAAAGUCAACAAGAAAAAAUGGUCCUUUUGCAGAGGGCAGAGAGACGCCAAGAGGCGCCAGACAGCGUGCAGGGCCGAGUCUGACUUUUUGACCGUCAUUCAGUAAAACAAAAAUUAAAAAAGGUCAAAAACCGGGCACAUUGAGUCACUUUAAGCCUUGUAACAUUUAGGUUUGAUAAACAUAUAUUACUUCAUUACGCUGUCGGACUUAACAAAAACGAGAGAGAAUGGAGAGAGAGGGGAAGGGGGGAGUAUUGCUCGUUUUUUCUGUGUGUUCUGUCAGUUCUGGGCCACUGGAAAUUGACACGAUUCGCAAGAGCGGCUUUAAAGACCCUCCACCCAAAACGCCGCGUCCACCAAAAUGACUACAAAACAUUGUCAACCCCAUUUGAAACAAUUGUGAACUUGUGUUUCUAAUUUAGUAAAAACUCCAGACGCUGACAACAACACAAAUUUUAGAGAAAUUGGACAAACUAAAGAUUAAAAAUCUAUUUUGUCGCACAUUUGUUGAAAUUUUUAAGAGAGAAAAAUUAUAUAGACAACACAUUUCCAGCUCCGCAUAUCAAAACCAAAAUUUCUGGAACAUUCUGCAGUGUGAAUUCGCCUCUUUCUGUCUCUUUUAUGUCGAUAGUCCCGUGUCAGUGUAAAUGGUUUUGAACAGAGAGCGCAGAGGGUUUCCGGACCCUAAUUAGAACCAUUCUCUGGGUUUAGAGGGGCUUGAUUGCAGGAAUGAGGUGGACACCCAGCCUCAAGACACAGGGUGCGCACAACAGAUAUUUACCUUCAGGGAAAUUUACCUUCAAGUCUGUCUAUCUAUCUAGAUUUGAAAAAGCAUAUUCAAUAUGCAUUGUCACUUUUAACAAUGCAGGCAAUGUUUUUCUAAAUAUCUUUAACAUUGGUAAUAAAUAUCAUAUCGUGCCUGACUGGAAGCCAGAAUUCUUCUACCAAUAAGGCCAUGGGCAUGUGUGUCAGCUGUGGUUUUAAUCAACAGUCUAAUUAUAUUUUGCACAUAUAAACAUUCCUUACAUCUGCUAUCCUCAUAUUGGUAGUUUAUACAAAGAAACUGAGAAAUCCAAACAGAAAAAAAGUUCCUUUUGAUACUGUUUUCUCAGCCAACUGGUGGACAUAGUUUGGUAACAGAGCAGAAGUUUAAAAAAGCUAUGAAUCAGACUUUCAUUUUUCAUGAUAAUCAAACACCAAACAAAGUGUCAUUAUUAAAUGUCUUUUUGUUUAUGCUUCCACGCUGAAGUUUCUUUAAGGGAAAACAUAAGCUAAAAGCAUCCUUACAUAAUUACACAAUAAAUCUCCAAAGAUUGGUUGACGUCAGUACAUUAAAUGUUAGAAAUUUUAAAAAGUGCAAUUUUUUAAUUAGAAAAAAAAAGAGUUCUGUUUAUUUUGCCAUGUACGGUAAAAUAAAUAAAUAAAUAUGAGACUAUAUAGAGAGUAUUGAUUAGAUUCUGA